AUGCAGCUCAUUGUGACCUUGGGUUUACUUGAACGAAUCCGAGAAGCACAAGUUGAAGCAGUGAAAGUGGAAAAUUGGAAGAAAGAAAGAAUAGUCGGCCAGUUGAAGGAUUUAGUAGAUGGUAACAACGGGUUGAAAACGCGCUUCGGUAGAACAUGGGUUCCUAACUCGUGUGGAGUUAAAAAGCUUUUACUCGACGAAGCUCAUAAAUCCCGUUAUUCUAUUCAUCCGGGAGAGACCAAGAUGUACAAUGACUUGAAACAGAAUUAUUGGUGGCCCGGAAUGAAAAGAGAUGUGGUAAACUACCACGCUAGCAUCGGUAGAGCUCCGUACGAGAUGCUUUACGGUAGAAAAUGUCGGACCCCGGUGUGUUGGGAUGAGGCACAUUUGAAAGCGGCUCAAGAUAGACAGAAGUCGUAUGCAGACAAAAGAAGAAGACCGAUCGAGUUUCAGGUCGGCGACAAGGUUAUGCUAAAGGUAUCUCCAUGGAAGGGGAUUAUCCGAUUUAGGAAAAGAGGAAAGUUGAGCCCGAGAUUUAUUGGGCCAUUUAAAAUCAUUGAACGGGUUGGUAAGGUAGCGUACAGACUUGAACUACCGGAGGAACUUAGUGGGAUACAUAGCACAUUCCAUGUAUCACACCUUCGAAAAUGUCUAGCCGACGAAACGGCUCAUGUCCACUACGACAACAUUGAAGUGGAUAACAGACUUAACUAUGCGGUGAAACCGAUUGCAAUUCUAGACCGCAAGGUGAAAAGUAUAAGAAACAAGAAAAUCGACCAAAUGAAGGUCAAAUGGGAGCAUAGAAAAGGUUCGGGUAUCACUUGGGAUUCCGAAGAGGAGAUGAGACGUCUCUACCCUACAUUAUUUGGUAUUAGUCAAGAUAAAAUAACUAGGAAUAAAUAA
Helianthus annuus (common sunflower) is the source of this 903-nucleotide messenger RNA. RefSeq lists its product as uncharacterized. The transcript is spliced from 4 exons. The record is from RefSeq and is a predicted model, not a curated record. The coding region runs from base 1 to 903 and encodes 300 amino acids. Lineage: Eukaryota; Viridiplantae; Streptophyta; Magnoliopsida; Asterales; Asteraceae.